This is a messenger RNA of Baudoinia panamericana UAMH 10762, 2720 nucleotides long. RefSeq lists its product as uncharacterized. The record is from RefSeq and is a predicted model, not a curated record. The transcript has a single exon. Bases 93 to 2360 code for a protein of 755 amino acids. NCBI's taxonomy places the organism in Eukaryota, Fungi, Ascomycota, Dothideomycetes, Mycosphaerellales, Teratosphaeriaceae.
GCGCCCGGUGAUCGUUACUGAUUUUGAUUGUGUUUCUGGACAGUUCUGACAAGACCUCGAGGUCGCAUCUUUUGAAUCAGAACGUUUCCACAAUGUCUCUAUCCCAUCUCUUCAGCGGCCCCCAGGUGGAAAAAGCUUGGGGUCAUACCGAAUCUGGCCUACGUCUUCCCAUCAUCAUGCGUUCAACCACAUCGAAUCGUCGUGGCGAUGCAAAGGCGUGGCCGAGUACCAUCAAGGGCGCAAUAUCCACAGAUACCUCGACUCCUCGGUCACUGCGAAGCAGCCGUUCAUGGUCGAACCUGCACACGAAGCAUGCAAGUGCAGCGUACCUACGCCUAUCAAGGGGGACUCAUGUUCGCGGGUCGGAAGGCCUACCGUUGUUUCAGGCAUACAUGGGAGCUAUCAUUUAUGGCACGCUCGAACUCGGCCACUCCCCAUCGCGGGUGGAAUCGAAGCCUCUCUUCAAUGGCGUGGUCGCUUCUGUUACACUGCUGAAGAAGAUUUUCGUACUGUUGCCAUCCGGUCAGCUACUACAAUACGCGGAGAAUGGACUCAGCAACCGUCUUCCAGAGAGAACGCUGCAGCUAGGCAAGCAGUCCGGGGCUUUUGCUUGCGAUCUCAUGCCCGGCAGAUACUAUGUGCUGCAGGUUUCGAAGGCCGUCGACGCCCACGGUAUCGCCAUUGUCGAUGAAGCGACUGCGCUGCUGUCCAAGUUCGGCAUUCACAAUCUCGAGCCUCGCCAUGCAGCUUCGCGGCUGUUACUCGUCAUGGAGAGUCCCGCCGAUAUGACUGCGUGGAUGAGUGCCAUAAGAGACUGCAUUGACACUUUCAAGGAGCAUCGACCGAAAUAUGCAAUGAAGGCUCGUGGUCCGACGUAUGAGAGCAGUAACACUGGCGACCAGAAAGACAGAGUGUCGUUGGCAAGACUGCUUAGCAAAACAUCGACCGAUGUCGCUGGCGACCUACUGUCCCCGAAGACAGAGGACGACAUGGCGUCGGUAACCAGCUUCUCGGAGACAGUGUUUGAAGAACAACUGGACCACCUAAUGCCGCGCUUCCCCGCUGUUCCGAGCCAGGCCCAGCGACGUGUUCCGCAAGGCCGGUCCCAGCGUUCCAUUGACGAAGCGUCCAUCGGCCGUGGGCACUCGGACGGAUCCCGCAGCAAUGGGCACUCGAGUAGCUCCCGCAGCACCCAGGACAGUCGAUCAUCGCUCGAGUCGGCAACGACAACAAGCCCGUCUAGUGCGAAUGUACCCAGUACGGCAUAUGAAGGCCUCUACUCGUACGCCACAGGCCGAAGGGAAGCCAUCUCGUACGAUGCGACCAAACAGACCCCUUUGCCCAAACGGAACAUCAACACCGCAGUGGAUCUGCACGCGCCGUAUCCGCUGGCCUUGAUGCCGCCAGUGCUGGACGACUACGUGACCUCUAGAGUCACUCCAACCGCACCGCUCCUUCCUAGUGUGACUUUCAAUGGCGAAUCGCGGGAGCGUGGCGAAGCCGCUGCCGGUUCAAGAAAUAACGCUUUCGCAAUCUUCUCGCCCACGCGGCGCGCUGCCGUAGACGCCACCUGUGCACCAGCUAUUGAGAGCAGAUUGCUCCGGCCAUCACCCAACGCACCUUGUGAUUCGGUAGAGUCCUUGGCCUUGCCAUUGCAAGGAAGCCUGCUGUCGGAUGUUCCCGAGUGCACCGGGCGUGACCACCGUGCAACCAUUCAAUCCAUAAUAGAAGGGAUCAAUGGGCCUGAAUUGCCCGAAGCGCCAGGCAAUAAUGAAGCAUGGAUGUGGUGGAUGAGCGCACAGAAGGCAGGGCAAGCGCCUGAUAACAAAUCGACGCAUCGAGCGCAAUCGGCUGCGGCAUGGGACACAUUCGAGCGAUCCGCCUAUUCAUCAGCGUCCACACCUUCUCUGCAAGCCCAAGCCAAGUCGUCUGAGGUGACUACUGCACCUAACCCCGUCGCACAGCCUGAUGCCAGACAGGCACGCUCCCUCCACAGCUUCCAGAUCCCCGCAGCACGCCGAGGCCGACGGUUGAAGGCGUCGAACUCCGCUGCGAGCUUGCGAAGUGUGGAAACAAUGCCGUCGCUGUCGGAGCAUGACUCUGGCGAGGAAACCAGUUCACCGCCGCCGCCACUUGCUCCACGCAAGAAGUCUCCAACGUUUGGGCUUGUGGCGCUGCCCUCAUUGGCGCGUCUACGAGACGACUCGCCCUGCAAAGCAUCGGAGUACGAUACCUCGCCACCGGAGUUUGAUCCAGAUUUUCUGCCAGGCCUACAGGGGUUUGAGCCUCCUCCAACGCUACCUCCAUGGGGUCCAUUGCCGGCCUUACCACCUAAAAGAGAACGUCGGAGCUACCUGUGACAAUGUGCGGAAGCUGCAGGGCCAGAGAAGCUAAUUCGUGCGAUUAUUUGAUUUCUUAACUGUACCAGAGCAGAAUAUGCUUUGACGGAUACAUUGUACAUAGCUGCCCCGGGCGCAUGGAGUCGUCGUCUUCAUCCUUUCUUCGGAGGCAAAAUUACGUUGUCGUUCAUUUACCCUUGAAGUUCCCGGUAGUGCGGAUCGCGGCGCCCCAUCCGACCGCCACUACCACACGUUGACAUGAGUGCGAUACUGAGUGCGGCGUGUACUUUGGACACCAAGUCGUACUACGUUCGUCGAGACCAAAAACGACGAGCCCAUCCGGCUAGCCACAGCUUUCCUGUGUUGUGACGCACAGAGGAA